CGCUUGAGGAGGCAUAAGGAAAAGUGCAAUGGGAAUAAAUCUGCUCCUGUCCUUAAAGAUCCGUUCCAACAUGCCUAAUGAAAUAAUGGCAAAAAGAUGAUGCCUUGGAUUUAGCUGGCCCACAUGAGUGAUAUGAAUAACACACUGGACGGAAUACACACUUCUGGACGCCUCGGAGAGAAAGCAGAGAUUUUUCAGAGUGGCAAGGGUAAUGUGAGUGGCUUUCCCAGCCCAGCCCUCAUCCCUUUGCGAGCUCCUUUACUAACAUCAAAUGCCCAGAAGACCAGGACUACGCUCUGCAAGGGGAACAGGAGCAAUAAAGAGGGAGAGGAGUCCUUCUCUUCUCCCGUUCCAAACCCUUUUCCCGAGCUUAUCCCUUCAACCCUCUCCCCCUUUGUCUCUGAAUGUUUAUUACCAUGGACCAAAAGUAGUGCUACUCAGGUAAUCAAAGUUUAUAAUGAAGAUAACACCAGCAGAGCAGUAGAAGUUCCCAGUGACAUCACUGCCCGGGACAUAUGCCAGCUGUUUGUCUUGAAGAACCACUGCAUUGAUGACCACAGCUGGACUCUUUUUGAACACCUCUCCCAUCUGGGAAUAGAGAGAACCAUUGAAGACCAUGAGUCCGUUAUGGAGGUGCUAUCAGGCUGGGGGAUGGACACAGACAGCCGGCUGUAUUUUAGAAAGAAUUAUGCAAAAUAUGAAUUCUUCAGGAACCCCCUGGACUUUUUCCCAAAUCACAUGGUCUCCAUAUCCAGUGAAACCAAUGGGAUGGUGGAUCACUCUCAGCUUAUUGAGACCUUUCUCAACUCCAGCACUUGUCCAGAGAUACAUGGACACCUCCAUGCCAAAGAGCAAAGCAGGAAGUCUUGGAAGAAGUUUUACUUUGUCCUGCGGAGGUCAGGGCUUUAUUUUUCCAAUAAGGGAACUUCCAAGGAACCGAGGCAUCUCCAGUUCAUUGCCGACUUUAGUGACAGUGAUGUCUACGCCGUCUUGUCAGCCAAAAAACUACAUGGAGCACCUACAGAUUAUGGCUUCUGUGUUAAGUCCACAAAGUGUAGUUCAGCCCGGGACUUGAAGCUGCUUUGUGCGGAUGAUGAGCUGACCAGGACCUGCUGGAUCACAGCCAUCCGCUUGUUAAAGUAUGGGAUGCAGCUGUACCAAAACUUCAUUCAGCCACACCAGAAACAAAAAGCCUCACCAAUGAGAAGCAUCUCAGAGAACUCACUGGUGGCCAUGGACUUUUCUGGUCAAAAGAGCCGGGUGAUUGAGAACCCAUCUGAGGCGUUGUCUGUGGCUGUAGAGGAAGGCCUGUCAUGGAGGAGGAAAAGCUGUCACCGUCUGAGUGGUCAUGGGAGCCCCUCCACUUCACAGAGUUCAAUGUCAAACAUAGCUAUCCACUUGGCUCAGCCAUGGUUCCACAGCAAACUGUCUCGAGAUGAGGCUCAGCGUCUGAUCACUCAGCAGGGUCUUGUUGAUGGAGUAUUUCUUCUGAGGGACAGCCAAAGCAACCCUAAAACAUUCGUACUGUCACUGUGCCACAUGCAGAAAGUCAAACACUUUCAGAUAUUACCUGUGGAAAAUGAAGGGGAUGUAUUCUACAGUCUGGAUGAUGGUCACACACAAUUCACUGACUUGAUCCAGUUGGUGGAGUUUUACCAGCUAAACCGUGGGGUGCUGCCCUGCAAGCUCAAGCACCACUGUGCCCGGAUCACCCUGUGAACAAGGGAGCCAAGAGACCCCUGAGGGCCCAUGUGCACCUUAACUCCAGGGCCCUUGUGGACAAACACUCCCAGUAUUCUCGUGCCUUGAAGGAGAAAGAUAUACACAAUAACUAAACAGCCAUGCUAACUGAAACCACUGUUAUCUCCAUCUAGAGUCCACAUUCAUACACAUGGUGCAUCCUUUUUUUAAUUUCUCAGAAAAAGCUGAAUUUGACAAUGGACUGUAUGAUAACAGACUAUGGGCACUGAAGAUGUUGCAGUUUUGUCUGUGAACAUGAUUCUUCGGCCCUGUAGUGUUCCCUUAUGUGGCGGUAAAUCCAUUGUGCAAAGUUCAAAUAUGACUUCUUGUCCUGUAUAUUGUAAAGCUGAAUGUGUACUGCAAACAACUUGUGAUUCUAACAACUUCAUGAUGCCAAUGAAAAAAAAGUAGUUUUUACUUGGUAAGUCACAAACAGUAGCUGGACGUUUUCACACAGAACAUUUCAAUAGAAUGUCUACAACAGUAUGUAUACAGUAAUUAUAUAUACCUGUCAGUUAGGGUCUGUCAAAGCCAAUGAUGGUUGAAUCCCAACAAGGGCAUAAUGGUUUAUUUGCAACCACAUCAUGCUGGGGAUUGUAGUACACAACACCUCUGUUCUGUUAAAUUUGAGUAAAACUAAGCUAUUGUACUUUUCAUUGUCAUUGCAUCUCUCUAAGUAUUCAGGUAUUAUUUUUUUUUUAAGAAAAAUGAUUGUUGUUUUCUACUUGAGAGAUAAAAUAACCUCUCAGGAAGUAUCACUGUGCAUGCGCUGUAUGCUGGACUGAGACUGCUGUAGAGAGAAAAAGAGAGGUAAUGUACAGGUGGAGAGGCGACCCCACAGCCUCACUCUCCUGCACUGUCUAUUAAUUUUAAAUGUAUGUGAUAAAAUGAAAUGUUUGCAUUACAUGAAAUUAGUUGUGAACUUGCUCUAGUAAAAGGGCAGUGAAAUAUUUCACCAAUUUUAGAUAUAAGCCAUUAAGAUGGAAAUCAGAACUACUGUAUGGCUGAUUUUGAUCAUGUCUGAAUUCAUUGUAUAUUGAAAUUUAGCUUUUGUAUUUUCCAAAGAUUCAGGUGCACAGUUUGCAAAACCUGGAUUGAUCUUACUAACACUACUCUGGGUAAACAGUGGCAGAUACUGUUUUGUUUAUGAAAAGCCAGUAAUGCAUCAGCUUUUCAAAACAAAGUGUUCUAAAUCAGUGACAUGAUUGAAAUGACCAUCUUGUGUUUGUUGUUUCAUUCAUUUUUCAGCUGGACAAGAGUGCACUGAUCAAUGAAUAUCGUGGAAUACACACACACAAAGUCUGUUUGUAUUUUAUGGUUUGGUAUGAUUGAUUGUCACAUUUAGUAUUUUCUUCCUCCCAAAGACUUGCAAAAUUGUAGAAUAUUUAUUAGAAAAUCAUUGUCACAUUUAACUCACAUUACAAUAGCUUUCAGUCACGUUUAAAAACUGCCAGCAAUGUGUUAUUCAUGUUUGCUGUAGUUCAGUGAACAGUAAGGUACAGCUUAAGGUAAUAGAUCACCAGGCUAAUAAACUCUGCCUUUUUAAAAAAAAAUAUAUAAAACAGUAUAUACUGUUGUCUUUGUGUAAGUGUGUUUCUCAGUAAAUAUGGCAUACAUGGUUAUCAUAUAAAUGCAAUGACAAACGUGAAAUAUAACAGCAAAAUGAAAUGUCUACCUGAGCCAUCUCAUCAGCACACAGUGGAGGUGCUUCGCUUCUUAGAAAGAUUCUUAUAGUGAAUACAUAAGUCUUGAUUUUCUAAUGGGAUCCAAGACAUAGAUAAAUUCAGUCACACUAUAUAGCCUGUGUAUGGGACACCUUAGCAUAACAACAGGUAUGAUUUACUCAAGUCUGUGUGCAGGAUUCUGUAUACAUACUGUAUGCUUUAUGUGUCCUCCAUGACACCAUCACAUAAAUAUUUUUUACAACCACUAGAUGGUACUAGAAGCAUUUUGCUUUUGCUUGUUCAGGGUUAUGCUUGAAAUCAUAUUGUGUCCAGGGCAAUUUAAAUUACAUAAUACAUAUAAAAUGCAUCAAGGAGGAAAGUAGAGUUAAUGUUAACUUAAAAAGUUAAGA
Molecule: messenger RNA, 3814 nt
Organism: Toxotes jaculatrix (banded archerfish)
Lineage: Eukaryota; Metazoa; Chordata; Actinopteri; Toxotidae
Gene: grb14
Product: growth factor receptor-bound protein 14
Exons: 16
Coding region: 124-1719 (531 amino acids)
Biological process (GO): negative regulation of insulin receptor signaling pathway; insulin receptor signaling pathway
Cellular component (GO): plasma membrane; cytoplasm
Source: RefSeq, a predicted model, not a curated record